GAUGCAAAUAAUAUUGAUUUUGAAUUUAAAAAGAAUUAUUCUACUUUUAAUUCUGAAUAUAAUGAAGAAGAAUCAAUUCACAAAGAUAAUUUUGAAGAUUCUAAAUCACAACAACUUCACAAGAUAAAUUAUUAA
Racocetra fulgida is the source of this 135-nucleotide messenger RNA. NCBI's taxonomy places the organism in Eukaryota, Fungi, Glomeromycota, Glomeromycetes, Diversisporales, Gigasporaceae. The record is from the annotation of a GenBank genome assembly.